AUGGCGCCAGGCAUCUCUUACGACGACUCGGGGUUGCUCGCAUCCUACUUUGGCGUCACUUGCCUCGCUUUCAUCCUCGUCCCCGCAUCCAUCUCCACCUUCAGGUCAGCACCCAAGGACCCACACAAGUCGUUGUGUAACUGCAAUGAGUGCCGGGCCAACGACAAGCGCAAGGCCGCACUGAGGUCAGCGACCCACAAGCGCAAGCUCCUCCGUCGCAUCCUCCCCCUUAUCCUUGGCUGGGCACUCUUCGCCUACCUCUCGUACGGCCUGUACCUGGCACCGCCAAUGGAGACAUCCGUCUACGACCCCUUUGACAUCCUGGGCAUUGGGUCGUCAGCAUCCGAAAAGGAGAUCAAGAAGCACUACAAGAGGCUCUCGCUUCAAUUCCACCCGGACAAGGUUAAGCUCGGCCCCAACGAGACAUACGAGCAAGUCGAGACCAAGUUCGUCGACAUCACCAAGGCAUACAAGUCGCUCACGGAUGAGGUGACUGUCGAGAACCUCCGCAAGUAUGGCAACCCCGAUGGACCGCAGCAGCGCGAGGACAAGAUCGCCAUCCCCAAGUGGGUGGUUGAGGGCAAGAGCUCGAUCUGGGUCCUGGCCGCGUACGGCGUCGUCCUGGGCUUUGGCAUUCCGUUCGUCGUUGGCCGCUGGUGGUUCCGCCAGCGCAAGCUCACGCGGGACGGUAUUCUCAACGCGACUGCCGAGAUCUUCUUCCACCAGCUGCGCGACGACACCGACUUCCUCUCGCUUAUUGCGCUGCUCGCCUCGGCGGUCGAGUUCCAGGCCAUCCUUGCCCCUCCUGCCAAACUCAGCAAGAAGGACCGCAAGGAGCGCCAGGCGCGGAUCGAGACGCUCGAACAGGAGCUCGACACCCAGCGUGCCGACCUCCUCAUCGAUGAGUCUCCCACGAUGAAGAAGGAGUCGCGUGUGAUUGUUACCACUGCUGCUGCCCGCCGCGCCCGUGCGCUGAUCUGGGCGCACCUGCUCCGCUACGAUCUCCCCAAGGAUCUGGCUUCCGAGCAGCUCGAGGUCCUCCGUGCCGCCCCGCCCCUCCUCACUGCCCUUGCCAACAUUGCUCUCGGUCACAACUGGCUCAAGACCUCGCUCGCGUGCCAGAAGCUCCAGCCGGCAAUCGUCCAGGCUAUCCCCGUCGGCGGUUCGCCCCUUGCACAGCUUCCCGGCAUCACGCUCGAGAAGGGCCUCGAGCUCGAGAUCACGACCGGUGCCGAGGGCCGCAAGUGGCUCGAGAAGUGGGUUUCGAUCAACGACGAUGAGUACCCCGAGGCCAACGCCGUCGCACGCACCUUCCCCCGUCUCGAGGUCACCGACGCGCAGUUCAGGGUUACCGGCGAGAAGGUGGUUACGCCUAGCUCGAUCGUGCAGCUCGAGUUCAAGGCGCGCUGGGUGUACCCCAAGGACCCCAAGGAGGUGUCGAACGGGAGCGCACGCGCGGAUUCUGUCGAGGUCGUCGAGAAGGAGGUGACAAAGGAGAAGAAGGAGGAGGAGAAGAAGAACUACCCUCCAACAGGAUACGCGCACGCGCCGCACUGGCCCGCAAACCGUUCGCCAGGCUUCUCGGCGCUCAUGGGCGACUCGAAGCUUGACAAGGUGAUCGUGCAGCCCAUGCGUGUGGCCGACGUUCCCUUUGACGAGCCGCGCGAGUACAGCCUGCAGUUCCAGGCACCUCCGCAGCCCAACCUGUACAGCUUUGUCCUUUACUUGUCGUCUGACACGUUUGUGGGGUCGGAUAUUGCGCGCCCCGUCAUGCUCAAGGUCGAGCCUGCGCCGGCCGAGAGCGAUGACGACGAUGACAUUAGCGAGCCAGAAGAGGACAGCCUCGCGGGCCAGAUGGCAAUGAUGCGCGGCGAAAAGGUCAAGGCGUCGGCGGUGCACGAUGAGAGCGAGUACGAGACGGAUACCAGCAGUGACGAGGACGGGCCGCGCCGUGGGCGGGCAAUCAACGAGGAUACGGACAGCGAUAGCGACUAG
Cutaneotrichosporon cavernicola is the source of this 1995-nucleotide messenger RNA. RefSeq lists its product as uncharacterized. Gene Ontology annotation, cellular component: Sec62/Sec63 complex. NCBI's taxonomy places the organism in Eukaryota, Fungi, Basidiomycota, Tremellomycetes, Trichosporonales, Trichosporonaceae. The transcript has 4 exons. Bases 1 to 1995 code for a protein of 664 amino acids. Gene Ontology annotation, molecular function: transmembrane protein transporter activity; RNA binding. The record is from RefSeq and is a predicted model, not a curated record. Gene Ontology annotation, biological process: SRP-dependent cotranslational protein targeting to membrane; post-translational protein targeting to endoplasmic reticulum membrane.